AUGACGGAGACUCGGCGUUCGGCCACAGCUGUGCCUUCACAGGGCUCGCUCUUCACUAACUUUGAGGAUGUGCAGCUGACAGACGAAGAGCGGGUGUAUCUAAACGCUGCAUCCAUGGGAGACGUUGGGGUGGUGCGGCAAUCCGUGGAGGAGAAUGACAUCACCCUCAACCUCAAUUGUGUGGAUUACAUGGGAAGAAAUGCCUUACAUCUAGCUAUAGACAGUGAGAAAAUUGAUGUGAUCGAAAUUCUAUUGGAUAACCUCAGUUUUAAUUGUAUAGAGGAGGCUUUGCUUCACGCCAUCAGUAAGGGGGCAACGAAGGUCGUCAAGAUUAUAAUUGAGCACCCAAAUUUCAUGGCCGGAGAGGAUAGGUUAAAACGAUUGGGUGGCGGGGAGGCGUUUUUCAGGACGGAAGAAAAAAGCCAGUUCUCACCGGAUGUGACGCCAUUGACUCUCGCUGCCCAUUACAACAACCAUGAGAUCAUUCAGAUGUUCUUGUCGAGGAAUCAUAAAAUAGAAAAACCUCACCCUAUAUCAUGCAAUUGUACAGACUGUGUUACCAAACAAAACUACGACUCGUUAAAACGAUCCCGCUCUAGAUUAAAUGCCUACAGAGCGCUGGCGAGUCCGGCUUACAUGGCCUUGUCAAGUCCAGACCCCAUCAUGACGACAUUCGAGCUAAGGCAGGAAAUGAUGAAAUUGGCGGAAGUGGAGAAAGAAUUCAAGAGUGAUUACCUGGGUUUAGUGGAACAGUGUAUGAACUUUGCCUGUGAACUGAUGGACUUGUGUCGGGGCACGCAGGAAGUGGAGGCCGUGCUUAGUGAAGGCUGUGAACCCGAGAAUGGCAAGAGAGACCCCUUGGCCAGACUCAAGAUGGCCAUCCGCUACGAGGAGAAGAAGUUUGUCGCCCAUCCGAAUUGUCAGCAACAUAUGACAAGUAUCUGGUAUGGGUCAGAGAUGGGCUUUCUCCAGUCACUGAAUUGGCCAAAGAAAGUUAUCUACGCCAUUUUAUUUAUCCCACUUAUCCCAUUUUUCUGUGUUAUCUACGUCUUUGCACCUAACAGCAAGAUUGGCGCCAUAAUGAGAUGUCCCGUGACGAAGUUCAUGACUCAUACAAUGUCACACAUGUGCUUCCUCAUCCUACUCGCUGCUGCCACGUUCCGCAUCACGGAGAGUGGCGUGUCAAUGACCUCCACAGAUGACCUGUCAGAUCCUCGCUAUAAGCACCUGGCAAAAGAAGAAAAAAUAGAAAGUUUAUUAAAAGAGACUUUGAGGCCCGCCAACACCUUGCUGACACAUGUACAAAUUUGUAUAGUUUUUUGGAUAUUAGGCUUGUUGUGGAUAGAGUGUAAACAAGUGUACAACUCAGGGGCACGGGGAUAUGUCAUGGACAACUAUAAUUUUAUGGAUUUCAUUGUUUUGUCCAUGUACCUUGCGUCGUAUGUACUACGGUUCUUUACGGAUCACAAGGUCUCCGAAUCGGACAAUUAUUUCAACGGCACAAGUCGAGCGAGAGAGUUUUUGAUAAACGAAAAUCACACAGGAUUUAAACAGUUUCUUUCCACUAUACGAUCAGACAAGGACGAAACUAAGAGCUAUUUUAUGGAGGCCUCCCGUUUUCAAUGGAAACCCAACGACCCGGAAAUCGUCUCGGAUGUGCUCUUCGCCAUAGCUAAUGUGAUAAGCUUCGCUAGUACCACCUACCUCAUGCCGGCCUUUGAGGUUCUGGGUCCUCUCCAGAUUUCCCUAGGCCGGAUGAUCGGUGAUAUCACACGCUUCAUGGUGCUAUUUACUCUAGUAUUGUUUGCGUUCAUGGUGGGCCUACAUAACCUCUACUGGUAUUAUGGUGCACAGAGGAUUAAAAUGAUGUUAAAUGAUCAUGUUGUCCAAGUCCACGCUGCCCAAGCAUUCCGCGGGUUACAACAGACGUUUUACAGUCUGUUUUGGUCAAUGUUUGGUCAAGUCAGCGUAAAUGACAUAGUGGUCAAGCAGCCCGGGCCUGACGGUGUACGACGGUGCCUCACGUUAGACAGCGAACGAAGUAGAAUAUUGUGUACUGAUGAAAUUUAUACUGCCUCCAUAGGUGGCACAUCCUUCAUGGACAGCAGCACUUCGAUAGUAGAGGCCGUGGGCACUUACAUGUUUGGCAUCUAUCAUGUCGUCAUCAUCAUCGUCCUCAUUAACAUGCUCAUCGCUAUGAUGAGUCACUCAUUCGAAGACAUCCAGACUGACUGUGACGUCGAGUGGAAAUUUGCUCGGACGAAGCUUUGGAUGAAUUACAUGGAUGAGGGCAGUACCUUGCCCGUUCCAUUCAAUAUGAUCCCCACUCCCAAAUCCUUCUGCUAUGCCUGGAGAUUUUGUCGGGAGUUGUUCGCGCCUCGAACCAACAGCAUGCUGGAAUACGAAAAGAACAAACGACAGACGUUCAUAAAGAAACGCCGAGAAACAGUUUGCAAAAACAUGGACUUGAAGGCUGAAGAGACGUCUUACGCUGAUAUAAUGCAGAGAUUGGUUCGGAGGUAUCUGUUUAAACUGGAGAGAGCACGCGACGAAAAUGUUAAAGACUCUGCAGCAAAUAUUCCAGGAGAAGCCAUAGAGAUCGUCGAGGCUGCACCGCCGGAUUACCCCCCACCGGACCCUCCAUCAAAGAUCCCAUUCGCCACGCCGGUUAUUCAAGAAGCAGAUGCACACUUUCAGGAUAGGGAUAGAGGUACGAGGAAAAAAUCCGGCGGAAGGAUGCACACUCGCCGCUCCUCAAUUUCCGGCAGCGCGCCCUUGGCAACAACUGUGAACAUUCCGCAGCUAGAUGCUAUUCAGAGGUCUCAAAAGCUGCUGGAUGUACGAUUACAGCAUCUACAGUCAAGUAGCAAGGAAAAUUCGAAACUAGUGGACGAUGUCGAAUUUAUUCGUCGCUUAAUGACUGAGAAUCAAAAAGCUUUGUUUAAUAUUAUUCAGGCCUUGUCUAACAUUCAGGGAGAAAUUGUGAAUCUAGCCCAAUGCCUACGACCUACCCCCCCUCCACCGCCCAUUACCCAGAAUUCAACAUCGGCUCAUCCCCGGAAGCGUUCCAGGGAGGAGGAGAGCAAAGUUUAGCAAAGACCUUUUUACAGUGAUUAUUUUACAGGGAUAUAUUCAUUUUACGUUUGGAUGGUUAUACUACAUCAAUAUAGAGUUGAUCGUUUGCACAUUUAUUGCCUUUCACAAUCCAUUUGAUAUUCAUUAGUGUAAAUACAUAUAAGAAUACUGGGAUUAUGCAGCAGUGGUUCCUUAAUCCUUUAACAUAGUGUAGGUAUUAUGAUUUUGUGCAGUCCGUCGUGUUAUAUCUAUAUUCCCUGUGUGGCCAUUUUGAUUAAUUCACAUAUGACAGCACCUUCUGCUUGGUUACAAAAUUCCUCCUGGAUUUCAUUUUGUUGUGUCAGAGAAUUUCACUGGGCUGUGAAGGUUACUGUGGUUGUGCACAAAUUAUGAAUAAAAUUACAGUUAUUACAGGGGUCAAAUUAUAGCAAAUUAUUGGCUGGGACCACACAAUUCUGUUCCCAGACAGGUUGCUAGUAAGUCAACGAUCUGUUUGCUACAGCAAGGAGCUAACAAUGGACCGGGCUUUGAGGUAACCAAAUAUGGUGAGCACCUAGUGAUGUGGAAAUUCAAGGGACUGCAACGCAUGAAAAUUCUUUUCAUUGCCAAAAUGACGGAGUGAAUGUUUCUUAAAUUCCCGAGUGUUUUCAGAUUUCAAGACAGUGUUAUCACUAAUCCUUAACGAGUAUUUUUCGUGUUACAAUAUUCCUUCAUCAGGAAAGCACCAAUGAAAGGCCUGGAAUUAGAAUCCUGUGCUAUGUCUGGGGUCAUUUUAGCCUCUUUCACUGCCACAGAAAAAUGGGAUUUUCGUGGUCAUUUAAAUAAUUUCACCAGCAAAUUAAUUGUAAGUGUAUCUUUACCCAUUCUAACCAACGGCCAAAAAGGCGCCAUUCUCUCAAAACUCUGGAACUGCAGUUACCGCCCCUGCCUUUUAUAUGCCUGUAUAACAGCGACUGCUAUAUCAUUGUCAAUGUGAU
Messenger RNA from Liolophura sinensis, 4052 nucleotides. RefSeq names its product short transient receptor potential channel 7-like. The record is from RefSeq and is a predicted model, not a curated record. Bases 1 to 3093 code for a protein of 1030 amino acids. Gene Ontology annotation, biological process: calcium ion transmembrane transport; regulation of cytosolic calcium ion concentration. The transcript has 16 exons. Gene Ontology annotation, molecular function: store-operated calcium channel activity; protein binding; inositol 1,4,5 trisphosphate binding. NCBI's taxonomy places the organism in Eukaryota, Metazoa, Mollusca, Polyplacophora, Chitonida, Chitonidae. Gene Ontology annotation, cellular component: plasma membrane; cation channel complex.